CCCGCUCACCCGCUCUUCCCCCUUUUCCCCCCUGGCCCAGCCGCGGGCCCGAGCACCCGCCGGGCGCUCUGGCCCAGGGCCAGCCAGGCCUGCCGCGCCGCUCGCCGCCAUGGAGCCCAGGCCCGCCGCACCGGGGCCUUGUCCCGGCGACUCCCGCGUCGCGGAGGCGGCGGCCGCGGCUUCUCCGCUGCACCCGGCCGAGGCCCGGGUCGAGCCCGGGCGCCGCGCUCCCAGCGUGGCUGCCGUGUUGCCGGCGGGGGGAAGCGGGGAGAGGAUGGGCGUCCCCACCCCGAAGCAGUUCUGUCCCAUCCUGGAGAGGCCGCUCAUCAGCUACACCCUGCAGGCCUUGGAGAGGGUAUGCUGGAUAAAAGACAUUGUUGUGGCAGUAACUGGAGAGAACAUGGAAGCGAUGAAAGGUAUCAUUCAAAAGUACAAGCAUCAGCGCAUCUCCCUGGUUGAAGCUGGAGUGACCCGCCACAGGUCAAUUUUCAAUGGGCUAAGAGCACUGGCAGAGGACCAGCCCAACUCUAAACUCUCUAAGCCAGAAGUUGUGAUAAUCCAUGACGCCGUGAGACCAUUUGUCGAGGAAGAUGUCCUUUUCAAAGUUGUCACAGCUGCUAAGGAAUAUGGGGCAGCAGGAGCAGUUCGACCUCUUGUAUCUACAGUAAUCAGUCCCUCUGCAGAUGGUCACUUAGACCAUUCACUAGAACGUGCCAGACACAGAGCAAGUGAAAUGCCACAGGCCUUUCUGUUUGAUGUGAUCUAUGAAGCAUAUCAGCAGUGUAGUGACUAUGACUUGGAAUUUGGAACUGAGUGUUUGCAGUUGGCUCUAAAAUAUGGUCAUGUUAAUGCCAAACUUGUGGAAGGAUCAUCUGACCUCUGGAAGGUGACCUACAAACGAGAUCUGUAUGCAGCUGAAUCGAUUAUUAAGGAAAGAAUUUCACAACACAUUUGCGUAAUUAUGGACACAAAAGAAGAUGAGAAUCAUGUAGGCCAUCAUCUUGAAGAAAUACUAAAAAAUGAAUUAAAUCAUGUAGAAGUCACGUCUGGGGCUUUGUGUCCUGCGGGCAGAGAUCUUAAGCAAAUCAUCUUAGAGCAAUGCUAUAAUUAUGUUUGUGUGAAUGUUAUGUCCUCUGAUUUUGAGGAAACCCAGAGGUUACUGAACAUGCUCGAAGAGAGUAAUCUUUCCAUUCUCUAUCCUGUUGUUGUUAUUUCAGUUUAUUUUCUUGAUUAUAAAUCAGUACAUUUUGAUCAGAAAGUGGAAAACCUAAUGCAGAUUAGGGAAUAUGCAAAGGAAGUGAGGAAAAGAAAUAUUUUAUUAUGUGGUCUUCUUAUAUAUUAUCCACAGGAUGAGCAGAAGCUACAAGCAAGUUUAAGGGAAGGAGCCACGAUUAUUACCACUUUAAUCAAAGAAAGAAAUUCUGGACUUGUUGGUCAACUACUGAUAGCAUGAAGAACACAGAGAAAAUUACGUUGUGGGUUUUUAGAAACAUUUACCUAGGCAUCUCUGCCAUUCUUCCCACCCUACUGCAUAUGGUAAAAUGUUUAAGUUGUCCUUCAUGUCUCACAAUUUGUAGAAUGUGAUGUUUGGGUUAUAGAAAUGAAUCUGUGUUUAUAUCUGUGGGGAAAAAACCACUUUUGUGCAUGUCCAAUAUAAAUUAAUCAGAAAAUAUGCGAAGUAAUAACCUUCACAUAAUCUUCUGCAAAGGCAUGAAAAAUCAAACAGAAAAUGUGAUGGGUGAGCUAAUCCUCCUAGGAAUGAAAAUUUAGAAAACUUCAACUAUAAUCUUAUUUCUGUGUUAACUAGCAAAUCACAGUAUCAUAAAACUAGUAAAAAAAAAUUUAGAAUUAUUUUUAAUUCUAAAAUUGUCCUCUUAUCAGGUGAUAUUUUGACUUGUUUUCUGAUUUUUGACACCUUAAAAAAAUAAAGAGAUAACAGGGAACUCUGGUUCAAGUAUUUUCACUGUUGGGCUCAUAUAACUCUAGAUCCAUAAAGGAGAUUUAGUUCCCUCCUGCUUUUCUGUUUUAAAAUUGUGUGUUUUCCUCGGUUUAUGAAAAAUAAUUUUGACUUAUUUUAAAAAGUUUCUGAUUUUUCUGAUUAUACUUAAAAGAAGACCAGAAAUCUUCAUAAAGGUGAAAUUAUUUUGGUCAGUCCCAAGUUAGUCUUUUCUGAAAGGUAGAGAGUCGUAAAUUAUUUUUGAUACAGAUACUGCUGUCUUUUUUUUUUUAAUUUUAAUUUUUAUUUAAGUAGGCUCCAUGCCCAGCAUGGAGCCCAAUCCAGGACCCGAACCCACAACCCCGAGAUCAAAACCUGAGCUAGAUCAAGAGUAAGACUCUUAACCGACUAAGCCACCCAGGUACUCUGAUCCUUUUAAAGUCUUUUAAAAUCAAGUUCUUACUCUUUCAAAUUUCCACUGGUAUGUACAUGUUAAAAGUGUAAAUGAUUUUCCCUUACAUUAAAUUUUGCAAAAAAAUGUAUAUACUAUCAUUAGCAAUAGCUUUUAUUCUAUUUUUACAUUUAUAAAAUCACAUUAGGACAGAUUCCAAGGCUUAGGUUACUUGUGGAAACUAUAAAAGUUGCAUGAGGUGUUACCAGUUAAAAAUAAACUGGAAGAAUUUCUAUGAAACCUCUUCUUAACAUGUUGGAUGAUUUUCCCUGUUUUUAUCUAGGACCUAUAUUAGUAGGAGAGUUUAUAUUUUACAUUUAAUAGUAGAAUAUAAUGGAUGUAAAGUAGUUUCUUCAGUUCAUUCUCCUAAAUGAAAUGUUUUAUUUCAGUGUAGCUUAGAUCUAAAUUCCUGGGCUUGCCACUUUUUUUUCUUUCUCUUUCUCUAGGGAGGAUAAAAAAUUAUAAAUGAUUUAAUUCAGAAUUUUGAUGGUGAAAAUAUGUGGGCAAUAUGUAGAUUUCUGCCUAGAACAUCUGUGUCAUUGUUAAGGUAGUGGGCUGAGUGUGUUGUGAAAAGGUCCACCCCUACACCUUCUGAACUCUUCAGGUGAAACUGUUUUAAGAAUUUGGAAGUGGUUAUAAAGGCAAAUAGGAAAAUAUUGUCAGGGAUUUAAAGAGAAAGUGGUUUUGAGUAUAAGGCAAAAAUUGUGUCUGCUACACAGCAAAAUUACUAUAUGGAUUGAGUGCUGGUUAAGUUACCUUAAAUUUCAAAUUAUUAAUGGUUUGUUAAGCCAGACAAGAAUUUAUCUGGAAGCGAUGACUAGUGACUUUACCCUAGGCAAAGGGAAUAUUUAGUAUAAUGAGAUUUUAGGUAAUAAAAUAUUAAAUUAUGACUGAAAUAAUCACUGUUGUCAUCAUCACCAUUAUGAUAGCAUUUGAUUUUUUUCCUUACAGUUUACAAAGUGAUUGUCAGCUUUGAAAAUAAUUUAAAGAAGUCUCCCCACAUCCUUUAUUGUGUAGGUGGAAAUUGAGGUUCAGUGAUCUUAACUACCUUGUUGAGAGCCAUGUGACUGCCUAGUAACAAAAGGUAGAGAUUAAACUUAGGACCAGUGAAAAUAAGUUUGAAGCUCAUCUCCCUGUUUAAUUAUGAUGUUGGCAAAAGCCAUCCAACUGAGAGGCUCUGGGAAGUAAGCCAGAGGCUCCUGAUGAGCCUUGGAGGAAUGGUCAAAGAAGGACAAACCAUCCCAAUGACCAUAGGAAAGUUCUGAAGCUUGUGACUUUCCAGCCAUCUUUCAAACAUACAGAAAUUUCAGGUAGGGGUGAAGGGAAUGGAGAAAAAUUUUGGCCGAGAGAGGGAUAAACUCGUUCUUAGUGUUGAAGAGAUCUAGAGACAACUUUGUGGUAAAUUUCCAUCACUGCUUCUUUCAUGGGAACUGUCUAUUUUCACUUUACUUUCUAAAAUGUCUUUUAAAAUAAUGGUAAGUUAUGCUUCAGCAUUGCUCAAAUUGUUUUCUACCUGUGCAAAAUUUUGUGAAUGACUAUUUACUUUUGGAAUAUUUGCUAAUUAACUAAAUGUAAUUUAGUUAGACUUUUGUGGAAUUUAACAGUGUGAUCAGUGGUUUGGUUCAUGACAUAUUGGUCAGAGGUACAGUAUUUUUGUUGUUGUUGUUUUGUUGUUGUUGUUGUUGUUUUUUCAUAAAACUGCUCAAGUUAAGAGAGAACUUGUUGCAAGUAUAUGAAUUUGCGGGUAAGAAUUAGACCCCUCUACUCUACCCAGAGCCGUUCUUACUGUGGUCACUUCAAACGUUUUACACUGGUUUAAUGGGUAAACUCUUUUUUUAAUGCUGGUUAUCAUUAUCAAAUUUUACUUAGUACAUAUAAAUAUAAUGAUCAUUUUAUAAAUAUCAAUUGCAGUAGAAUAUUUUCUUAUAUUAAAUCUGUAAAUUCUAUUUCCUUUUAAAGUUGAAGCUAAUUAGGCCGAGGAAGAACAAAUACUUGAAUUAAAAUGUUACAUGUUACAGCCAUUUUGAUGAAGAGCGAACUUAUUUUCAAAGUUUAAUUAAAAAAUAAACAGAAUAAAUGAAAAAAUAUACAUGAUUUUAGGAUUUAUUAGUAUGGUUUAAAAUUAGUGAAUUAGAACCAGCUGUGUGGAUAGUUUGGUCAUUGUACCAUUUAUAUAUGUUCUUGUACAUUUUUAGUUUCAAAAUUGUAAAAGAUGUAUUCAUUUUUUAAGUGAAAAAUAACACACUAUUAAAGAUU
This is a messenger RNA of Mustela lutreola (European mink), 4643 nucleotides long. RefSeq names its product CDP-L-ribitol pyrophosphorylase A (gene CRPPA). Lineage: Eukaryota; Metazoa; Chordata; Mammalia; Carnivora; Mustelidae. The coding region runs from base 110 to 1453 and encodes 447 amino acids. Gene Ontology annotation, molecular function: D-ribitol-5-phosphate cytidylyltransferase activity. Gene Ontology annotation, biological process: protein O-linked glycosylation via mannose; isoprenoid biosynthetic process. The record is from RefSeq and is a predicted model, not a curated record. Gene Ontology annotation, cellular component: cytosol. The transcript has 10 exons.